AUGCUAUCAAGAAGUUCGCGUAUGCCCUUGAAACCCUGCCAAAAUGUCUGGCUGAGAACGCAGGCAUCAAUGCUACGGAUAUCCUUACCAAACUCAACGCCGCUCAUGAAUCUGGACAACAAAAUGCCGGCAUUGAUAUUUGGAAGCAUGAAAUCAUGGAUGCUGGAGAGAACUGCAUCUUUGACCUAUUUGCUGGUAAGAAACUCGCUAUAA
This is a messenger RNA of Ostertagia ostertagi, 213 nucleotides long. The record is from the annotation of a GenBank genome assembly. NCBI's taxonomy places the organism in Eukaryota, Metazoa, Nematoda, Chromadorea, Rhabditida, Trichostrongylidae.